AUGCGCGUAAUUCCACCAAAAGUUGCCGCUGCUCCAACCAUAGCGUACAUUCCUGAGGGCAACCAUAUGCCGGCCGGAACUUUCAGGCCAAAAGUUACGACCGCUAUGAAGAAUUUCAGCACGGACGCGAUUAAGAGUAGAAAAGCGGAUUUCAAGUAA
Messenger RNA from Acaulospora colombiana, 159 nucleotides. Lineage: Eukaryota; Fungi; Glomeromycota; Glomeromycetes; Diversisporales; Acaulosporaceae. The record is from the annotation of a GenBank genome assembly.